Messenger RNA from Suncus etruscus (white-toothed pygmy shrew), 2787 nucleotides. It is a transcript of the gene CDHR1, whose product is annotated as cadherin related family member 1. Gene Ontology annotation, molecular function: cadherin binding; calcium ion binding. Lineage: Eukaryota; Metazoa; Chordata; Mammalia; Eulipotyphla; Soricidae. The record is from RefSeq and is a predicted model, not a curated record. The coding region runs from base 160 to 2739 and encodes 859 amino acids. Gene Ontology annotation, cellular component: adherens junction; catenin complex; plasma membrane. The transcript is spliced from 17 exons. Gene Ontology annotation, biological process: calcium-dependent cell-cell adhesion; adherens junction organization; cell-cell junction assembly.
CUCAGCUGCGCAGCGGAGCGCAGAGCCCGGUGUCAUCCGCUUAGACUCCCGCGGUCCUCCCGCCGCCUGUCAUCUCCGCACCCGUCGCGGGUCGGGGCAUGUUCCGGGCUCCGCGGACAGCCUCGACUACCAGCCGAGCCGCUACCUGCCGGCGAAGACAUGGGGUGCGCCCUGGGGGCCGCCUUGGCCCUAGGAUUGCUGCUUCUCGGCCUGGCCCAGGCCAACUUCGCCCCUCACUUCUUCGACAACGGGGUCGGCAGCACCAACGGAAACAUGGCCCUGUUCAGCCUCCCGGAGGACACCCCAGUAGGCUCUCACGUGUAUACCUUGAACGGGACAGACCCUGAGGGAGACCCCAUCACCUACCACAUCACCUUUGACCCCAGCACUAGAAGUGUCUUUUCAGUUGAGCCCAAUUGCGGAAACAUCACUCUGGUGGAAGAGCUGGACCGAGAGAGGGAGGAUGAGAUUGAAGCCAUCAUCAGCAUUUCCGAUGGCCUGAAUCUGGUGGCAGAAAAAGUCUUUAUCUUGGUCACUGAUGCCAAUGAUGAGGCGCCCAAGUUCAUCCAGGAGCCUUAUGUUGCCCAGGUCCCUGAGGACAUACCUCCUGGGAGCAGUAUCCUUAAGGUGCAAGCAGUGGACAAGGACAUGGGUUCUGGAGGGAGUGUCACCUACUUCCUACAGAACCCACACUCCACCAAAUUUACCCUGGACCACCACAGCGGGGUGCUGCGCCUCCGGGUCAGGAGCUCCCUGGACUAUGAGAAAGCCCGGACCCAUUUUAUCACUGUGGUUGCCAAGGAUGGCGGAGGGAGGCUGCGAGGAGCUGAUGUGGUGCACUCAGCCACCACCACCAUCACAGUCAAUGUGGAUGAUGUUCAGGAUAUGGCCCCAGUCUUCGUGGGCACCCCUUAUUAUGGCUAUGUCUAUGAAGACACUCUUCCGGGCUCAGAAGUAUUGACAAUUGUUGCCAAAGAUGGAGAUCGGGGCAAACCCAACCGUCUUGUCUACCGCCUUGUGAAUGGAAGUGAAGGAGCGUUUGUAAUUAAUGAGACUUCUGGAGCCAUCUUUGUCAUGCAGAGUCCUGCCCAGCUCCCGAAAGAGGUUUAUGAACUGUUUGUGCAGGUGACUGAGGUUAGCACUCCAGGGAGCCCAGCUGCCCAGGCUAUGGCCCUUGUCACCAUCAGGAUUGUGGACCUUAAUAACCAUCCACCUACAUUCUAUGGUGAGAGUGGACCCCAGAACAGAUUUGAGCUGUCCAUGUAUGAGCACCCUCCCCAGGGAGAGAUCCUGCGGGGACUCAAGAUCACUGUCAAUGACUCAGAUCAGGGAGCCAAUGCCAAAUUCAACUUACGACUGGUGGGACCUGGGGGUAUCUUCCGAGUGGUCCCACAGACAGUCCUAAAUGAAGCCCAAGUCACAAUUAUCGUGGAGAACUCAGCUGCCAUUGACUUUGAGAAGUCUAAAGUGUUAACUUUCAAGCUCCUGGCCAUUGAAGUAAACACCCCAGAGAAGUUCAGCUCCACAGCAGAUGUCUUGAUCCAGCUCUUGGACACCAACGACAAUGUCCCCAAGUUUACCUCCCAGUACUACAUUGCCAGGAUCCCUGAGAACACCCCGGGGGGCUCCAAUGUGAUGGCUGUCACGGCUGUAGAUCCAGACACAGGUCCAUGGGGAGAAGUCAAAUACUCCAUCUAUGGGUCCGGGGCAGACCUCUUCCUAAUCCAGCCAUCCACUGGGAUCAUUUAUACACAGCCCUGGGCCAAUCUGGAUGCUGAGGCCACAGCCAGGUACAACUUCUAUGUGAAGGCGGAGGAUAUGGAGGGCAGGUCCAGCCUGGCUGAGGUGUUUGUCACUCUGCUGGAUGUCAAUGACCACUACCCACAGUUUGGAAAGAGUAUCCAAAAGAAGACAAUGGUGAUGGGAACCCCAGUGAAAAUUGAGGCCACAGACCAGGACGCUGAGGAGCCCAACAACCUGGUGGACUAUUCUAUCACCCAUGCAGAGCCAGCUAAUGUGUUUGACAUUGACGCCCGCACAGGGGAAAUUCGACUAAAAAACUCCAUCCAGUCCCUCGAUGCCCUGCACAACAUCACUCCCAACGGGGACUACACAUGGUCCUUGGAAGUGCAGGCCAAGGACCGAGGCUCCCCAUCCUUCAGCACCACGGCCUUACUCGAGAUUGACAUCAUAGACAUGGAGACGCUGUCUCCAGACCCUAUGGCUGCCUUCCUGAUGCAGACCAAAGAUAACCCCAUGAAGGCGGUGGGUUUGCUGGCUGGCAUCAUGGCCACCAUCGUGGCCAUAACUGUCCUUAUCUCUACUGCCACCUUCUGGCGCAACAAGAAAUCCAACAAGGUCCAGCCGAUUAGGCGAGUGGUCCGCAAGCGACCCCGCCCAGCUCCCCGCGCAGUCCGUAUUGAGUGGCUCAAGUUUCGAAGGACCAAGGCCGCUGCCAAGUUUGUGCUUAAAGAGGAUCUUCCUAAUGAGAAUUGCAAUAACAAUAGCUUUGGAAACUCAUUGCCUCCCACAGCCCCUCCUCUCCCUUCACCAUCCAGUGUUGCACCUGACCUACGCCUGACACCCUGGACUGUGCCUACCGUCUCCGGCUCCCUCACUCCUCAGCAUCCUCAACUGUCACCAAGAUCCACAUCUUUGGGAAGCCCGAUACAUUCAGCUCUAGUUUCUGAGCUAAGGCAAAAGUUUGAGAAGAGGUCAGGCAACAAGGCCUAUUUCUAGAGUGUGUGUGGUGUCCCUUUCCUACCCCCAACUACUCUCUCCCAUAAC